Halteromyces radiatus is the source of this 2106-nucleotide messenger RNA. RefSeq lists its product as uncharacterized. The coding region runs from base 72 to 2039 and encodes 655 amino acids. NCBI's taxonomy places the organism in Eukaryota, Fungi, Mucoromycota, Mucoromycetes, Mucorales, Cunninghamellaceae. Gene Ontology annotation, molecular function: protein binding. The transcript has 13 exons. Gene Ontology annotation, biological process: regulation of actin filament polymerization. The record is from RefSeq and is a predicted model, not a curated record.
CCUUUUUCUUUUUUUUUUUUUUCUUUCUUUUCUCUUUUUCAAUAUUCUCUCUUUUCUUUUUCUUUUCUCUCAUGACAUUUGGUAACGACUUGCAAGAUCAAAUUCCGGCAAUAAACGAUUAUGUUGGUGAAGGACUUCAGUCUUUGAAUCAAUUUCGGAACUUUGUAAGAGAUAAAAGUCAUCUCGAAAGGGAAUAUGCUCAAAAAAUGGAACACUUGGCAAAGAAAUAUAAGACUGCCAAGAAACAAACAUUGGACACCACAACUAUCUCGACAAACGACGAUAUGGAAUGGGAUGACUCUACAAGUACUUCUGCUUUAGCUUGGCAUUCUUUAUUACACCAAACAGAACUACUGGCGAAAUCAAGAUAUCAAUUAGUGGAGGAUUUAAAUAAUUCAAUUACUGAACCUGCCAAAGCUACCAUGACAAGAAAAGAAGAAGCCAAGAAAAAGCAUAUUGCCUUCUUUCAUAAACUCAAAAGUGAAAGGGAUAAGACAUAUUUGGAUAAGGAUAAAGCAAAACAAGCAUAUGAUGAUGCAUGUUCAGAAAUCGAAUCUGUCCGGAUCAAAUUAAAUAAACCAACUGGGGAUAACGAAAAGUUACAACGACAACUCGAUCACGCUAUCUUGGAAUGCAAUAACAAAAAGAAUAGUUAUUUAUUGGCCUUGGCUGUGGCAAAUGCAGAACGAACAAAAUACUUUGAAGUUGAUAUUCCUUCGCUAGCAGACAAUUUACAAGACCUUGAUGCUACUCGUGUGCUGGCCAUGCGUGAUCUUUAUGCUAAAUAUGUCAACAUAGAACUCCAGGCCUUGGCGAAAUCUCAAAACUAUUAUGAUACUGCCAUGAUGGAUAUUAGCAAGAUGGACCCUGAAGUAGAUGAAAACCUGUUUGUAAGGGAUGCCCUUGGAUCAACCACCAAUAAUAACAAUAACACUGAAUUUACUUUCCUCCCCUGGACUGGUGCUUCUAUAGAUUCUACGACGAUUGAUACUGAUGAUAGUCUCGUCAUCAGUGAUUCGUCCAUCAUAUUCCUCAACAAUAAAUUGGUCAAGGAUAGAAAGAGAUUGGAUACCAUUGGAGAUGAACUAUCUAAACGAUCAAAAGAUUUAGCUGAUAUGGAUACAUAUGUACGGUCAAUCACGGAUAAAGCACAACCCGAAUAUGACGUUGCUAGAGAGCAAUUAAUGGAUUUGUCGAGGGAAAUGACGAUAUUGGCAACACAGAAAGCUCGAGUCAAAAGUGAAAUUGAUGUGAUCAUUCAUUGUAUAGGAGAUGAUGGACUUUCCGCUCAAAUACAUGAUUUCAAACCCUCUUCUUUUACUAUACCUACAACUUGUGACUAUUGCAAAAGUACUAUUUGGGGUCUGUCGAAACAAGGAAUGACAUGCAAAGUUUGUGGGUUCAACUGUCAUGCCAAAUGUGAAAUGAAAGUAGCACCCAAUUGUUCUGGUGUUCGAGGGAAAAUCAAUCAACAACCAUCUUCCAGUAAUAUUUCCAUCAUGUCCAGUGCACCUCGUCAUUCUACUAGCAGCAACCGAUCUUUCCUAUCAACCACCCCAACCACUCCUAUCACAGCAACUAUGCCUACUACUACUACUACUAGUACAUCUCUUUUGGAGGCUCUUUAUUAUUAUGAAGCACAGAAUGACGAUGAACUCACUAUUAUGGAAGGUGAUCGUUUGACUAUUGUGGAAGAUUCCGGUGAUGGAUGGAUCAAAGUACGUCGAGGCAACGAUAUUGGCGUGAUUCCAGCAAAUUAUGUCGGUCCCGUCACAACAUCUCAAGAAGACAACAAUGAUCAUUCAUUGGAAACAACAUGCCAUGAUUCUACACCAGAUACUGUUGAACAACCUAUCACGGAAACGACUCCAGAUUAUGUUGUUGCUCUAUAUGACUUUCAAGCUGUGAAUGCUGAUGAAUUAAAUCUACGAGAAGGGGAUACCAUUCUUGUCACCAAACGUGAUGAUAGUGGUUGGUGGGAAGGGGUUUUGAAUGGAACGCCAGGUAUCUUUCCUGCAAACUAUGUUGGUACCAAAUAGGACAUGAUGAAACACAUAGAUAGCGUAGAUUUGAUAGUCUAUUAUGUAUAUUUAUAUAUAUAUAUAU